This is a messenger RNA of Odocoileus virginianus texanus, 4026 nucleotides long. RefSeq names its product zinc finger protein 23 (gene ZNF23). NCBI's taxonomy places the organism in Eukaryota, Metazoa, Chordata, Mammalia, Artiodactyla, Cervidae. Gene Ontology annotation, biological process: negative regulation of transcription by RNA polymerase II. The record is from RefSeq and is a predicted model, not a curated record. Gene Ontology annotation, molecular function: DNA-binding transcription repressor activity, RNA polymerase II-specific.
AGAACUUAGUUAAAAAGCAGAAAAGGAAGUGGUGUUCAAAAUUAAAAAGCUGGUUGUUUAAAAAUAAAAGUUAACAUAGAUAAACCACACUUCAGCCUAAUGUUUUUAGUCUGCCUGGAUUGCCAUAACAAAACACCAUACACUGCUUAAACAACAGAAAGUGAUUUCUCUUAAUUUUGGAGGCUAGAAGUCCAAGAUCAAGGUACUAGAUAAUUUGUUUCUUGGUAAGGAUUCUUUUUGGUUACAGAUGGCUGCUUCUCACUUGUGUCUUCACAUAGCAGAGAAGAGAACUCUGGAGUCUCUUCCUCUUCUUAGGGCACUGGCCCUAUCAGAUUAUGACCUUGUUUAACCUUAUUAGGUCUUCAUGAGUCCUGUCUCCAAAUAUAGUCACAUUGGAAAUUAGGGCUUCAGCUUACAAAUCUUGAGGGGAGACAUUCAGUUCAUAACAUUAACUAAAGCUAAAAGGUCUGGACAACACAUAUAUCAAAAGAAGUAGGAAAAGCAGAGUAGCUUCAGGUAUGGGAAAAAAUGAAAGAAAAAAAUCACAGGCCAGUGUUGCAUACACUCAAGUUUAAAUUCUGAAAGACAUGGACAGUAUUUUAAGAAAAUAUAACACCUCAAGACUGACUUUGGAAGCAGUAAAAAUCAGGAAAUAACCAGUCCAUGUUGUUUGGAAUAUAACAAACAAGGAAUGCUAGACCAUGGUACCCUGGAUGCUAUAGUGACUCCCUCUCUCAGACAGCUGAGGCCUUGGCUUCUUUGCCAUCAGAAGCCUGGAAGGUAUGAGGAGCCAGCCUGGUAUCUCACUUGCAGCCCAGCAUCCUCAUCGUAAUGCUGGACUGGGCAGGAGCCUAACUUCCAAGAUCUGUACAGAGAUAUCAGGACUCUUGAGGGCUCUCAGCUGUAUGGGGGAACAGGCACAUGGGAGAGAGUGGCUGUACCUUUCUCCACGAACUGCCUCCCUGGGGCCUGACUCUCAGGCCUCUGUACUGGGGCUACAGCCCCUUUAUCUUGGCUUCUCUUGUUGUAAAAUAGAAGGGGAAGCUCGUUUAGAGAAAGACAAAUAAGCCUAAGACCUUGGGAAUGUUCUAUCCCUUGAGCUGAACUGUUGCUACACGAGUCUUUGUUUUAGUAUUCUUCAGGCUCUACCUGCAUUUUAUGUACACAAUUUUGUGUGUACAGUAUAUGUCAAAAUUGUAAAAAUACCAGAGUUCCUGGCAGUGAGCAUCGAUGUCAUGGCUGGGAGGACCCCUGGGCACAGAACCAUUGAACAGAUCACUCCUUUCUUACCAUGGCAGGUAGCUCUGCUCGCAUCUCUUGUCUGUAUGCUGGCUGCCUGCGUCUCAAACCUUCUGUGAGGGGCUAUAUGUUUCCUGGUGGGGGUGACUUGUCCUAUACUUGUUCCCCUGUUUUCCCCCAGCUCCAGUCCUCCUCUGAGAGGGAGACCAGAUGAUGGCAGCCAUGCUCCUGACAUCCUGGCCCCAGAAGUCGGUGACCUUCGAGGACGUGGCUGUGUACUUCACCCAGACAGAGUGGGACAGCCUGUCCACUGCACAGAGGGCCCUGUACAGGGAUGUGAUGCUGGAGAAUUAUGGGAAUGUGGCUUCCCUGGGAUUUCCGCUUCUCAAACCUGCUGUGAUCUCACAACUGGAGGGAGGAGGUGAGCUUGAGGGCCCAUCUCCACUGGCCUCUGGAGCAGGCACAGGCCCCCAGGGCCUCUGGACUGAUAUUGAUAUCCAGACUGACAAUAAUUUGACAGAAGAAAUGAAUGAAGAAAAAUAUAAUACAUCAUAUAAACUUCAGAGGAACUCUUUUCAGGAAACAGAUUUUACAGAAACCUAUAUUCUAAAGAAACAGCAGGAGGUCCACUCAGUAGGAAGUGAAGUGAAGAAAGAAAACAGCAAUGUCAUUGACAGGAUGGUGAAAGACAAUACUAGCCCCAUGGAGGAGUGUUUGUUUAGUCAGAGUCCAAAUUUGAAUCAGUGUCAUACCAUCUCCACUGGAGAGCAGCCCCCUGAGUGUACAAGACUGGAGAAAGCCUUCAGCUUUGACACAAAACUUAUUCAACAGGAAAUAAUUAAUGCUGGGGAAAGACCUUUCAAAUGUGAAGAAUUAAUGGAAAACUUUAGCUGUAACUCUCAACUUAAUCAGGGUCAAGAUAGCUACACUGGGGAGAAGCCCCAUCAGUAUAAGGAGUGUGGCAAAGCCUUUAACAUCAAUGCAAAAUUAAUUUGGCAUCAAAGACUUCACAGUGGGGAGAAGCCCUUCAAAUGUGUAGAGUGCGGUAAAAGCUUCAGUUACAGUUCCCAUUAUAUUACACAUCAGACAAUCCACAGUGGGGAGAAGCCCUAUCAGUGUAAGGUGUGUGGAAAAGCCUUCAGUGUUAAUGGGAGUCUAAGUAGGCAUCAGAGAAUCCAUACAGGAGAGAGGCCCUAUCAGUGCAAGGAGUGUGGGAGCGGCUUUAGCUGCAGUUCUGCAUAUAUCAUACAUCAGAGAAUCCACACUGGAGAGAAACCUUAUGAAUGUAAAGACUGUGGAAAAGCUUUCAAUGUUAAUGCAAAAUUAAUUCAACAUCAGCGGAUCCACACUGGAGAGAAACCUUAUGAAUGUACUGAGUGUGGGAAAGGCUUCAGGUGCAGUUCCCAGCUUAGGCAGCAUCAGAGCAUCCACACUGGAGAGAGGCCUUUUCAGUGUAAGGAGUGUGGAAAGGCCUUUAGCAGUAAUGCAAAACUCAUUCAGCAUCAAAGAAUUCACACAGGGGAGAAACCCUAUGAAUGUACUGAAUGUGGAAAAGCCUUUGGUGUCAAAGGGAAAUUAAUCCAGCACCAGAGAAUCCACACGGGUGAGAAACCCUAUGAGUGUAAAGAAUGUGGCAAAACCUUCAGGUGUAACUCCCAGCUUCGGCAGCAUCUGAGAAUCCACACUGGGGAGAAGCCCUAUGAGUGUAAUGUGUGUGGAAAGGCCUUCAACGUUAAUGCGAAAUUAAUGCAGCAUCAGAGGAUUCACACUGGGGAGAAACCCUUUGAAUGUAAUGAGUGCAGGAAAUGCUUUACUUCUAAAAGAAACCUACUUGAUCAUCACCGAAUCCAUACUGGAGAAAAGCCCUACCAAUGUAAGGAAUGUGGGAAAGCGUUUAGUAUCAAUGCCAAACUAACUAGGCAUCAGAGAAUACACACUGGGGAGAAACCUUUCAAAUGUAUGGAAUGUGAGAAAGCAUUCAGCUGUAGUUCUGACUAUAUUGUGCAUCAGAGAAUCCAUACUGGAGAGAAACCCUUUCAGUGUAAGGAGUGUGGAAAAGCCUUCCAUGUUAAUGCUCAUUUAAUUCGGCAUCAAAGAAGCCACACUGGUGAGAAACCCUUCAGAUGUGUGGAGUGUGGCAAAGGCUUCAGCUAUAGUUCUGACUGUAUUAUACAUCAGACGGUUCAUACUUGGAAGAAACCCUAUGUGUGUAAUGUGUGUGGGAAAGCCUUCAGGUUUAGCUUCCAACUUAGUCAGCAUCAGAGCAUUCACAGUGAAGAAAAGUCCUCAUGAAAGGGAUGUAGAAAAUUGUCAGUGUUAACGCUGAACUGGAUCAAGUGUCCUCAGAUUCACCCUGGUGGAAAACCCUGAAAGGGAAAUUAAUAUGGCUGAGUCUUCACAAGGAAACAAAUCUUUUUCAUUUUAUUCAGUUUUAAAUCAAGAAUGAUGACCAGUUUUCAAAUAACAUCCAAAACUAAAUAGUUUGGUUUAUACCAACAACCAAUAGGAAAUAUAAUGAAGGAAAAUAUUCCAUUCCCAACAGCAUCAAGAACAGUCAAUUUUCUGGGUAUAAACUUAUUAUGUAGGACUUCUGUGGAGAACUUGCAGAUCUCCAUUGAGGGCCACAGAAGGGAAGUUAAAUAAAUGGAAGAGAGCAGUACCUUCUUCUUAGAUAGAAAAACUCUUCAACUACUUACCUAAAUUAAUUUAUUGCCCUUUAAUUUUUUACAAGAAGCAUGCAUCAGUUUGUAAAGAGGUGUAACAAUAAAACUUUCCUUAAGGGAAAAA